Molecule: messenger RNA, 473 nt
Organism: Saccostrea cuccullata (small rock oyster)
Lineage: Eukaryota; Metazoa; Mollusca; Bivalvia; Ostreida; Ostreidae
Product: cytochrome b-c1 complex subunit 8-like
Exons: 3
Coding region: 118-396 (92 amino acids)
Biological process (GO): mitochondrial electron transport, ubiquinol to cytochrome c
Source: RefSeq, a predicted model, not a curated record
CAUUUCCCUAAAAUGAGGCUAAAUACCUAGGCCGUAAAUAAUCCGAAUCAUGUAAAGUACCAGUUGCUUCGCAUUUUCUUUCCAUCUAGAGGACAGAAGUGACGAUAAACUGAGAAAAUGGGUCGGCAUUUCACUAACAUAAAAGGCAGUGGUACUGGCUUUGUGGAGUACAACCUGUCUCCAUUCGAACAGAGAGCUUUUGGAGGAAUGUUGAAACAUGGAAUUGGAAAUGCAGCUGCAAGAUUUGGGCGAAAAUUGCACCUCAUUAUCCCAUUUUAUGCAUACUACAAGUGGCAAGAGUAUUGCUUCUGGGCAGUGGAACAAGGUCACAGAAAGAAGAACCUUCCAGAAUACGAGGAAUAUUUUGCCAGUCUGAAGGAACAGGAGCAGAAGUAGAGACCUUAAUACUGUGUUAUUUAUAUAUUUGUUUCUGAUACAUGCACACUUUUUCAAUAAAUGAAAUUUUAUGUACA